This is a messenger RNA of Cucurbita moschata (crookneck pumpkin), 1702 nucleotides long. RefSeq names its product pentatricopeptide repeat-containing protein At3g14580, mitochondrial. Bases 152 to 1273 code for a protein of 373 amino acids. Lineage: Eukaryota; Viridiplantae; Streptophyta; Magnoliopsida; Cucurbitales; Cucurbitaceae. The record is from RefSeq and is a predicted model, not a curated record. The transcript is spliced from 2 exons. Gene Ontology annotation, molecular function: protein binding.
AGACCCCCAAGAGCAAUGCAACGAACACCCUCUAAGCGACGACUCAAAGCGGGUACAAAAACAGGGUUCUCAUAGCCCAAACCGAGACGGCCGCCAAGCCGACGUCAAACGAACCGCCGUUCCCGCGGAUUUCUUCAAUACCGCCACCGAGAUGGGCGGAGGAACCUCUGCCGCUGCACAGAAUCCGGUUACCUUUCUUCCAGAUCUAUGGCUCAGCCAUAGAGAUUGGUUGUCUCCUAAUGAAGUCAUCAAAAUCAUCCAACAAAUCAGAGAUCCUCCCGCUGUGCUCGCGUUCAUCCACCAAUGGUCCAAUCGCAAGGACUACAAACCCAACAAAGAAAUCUACACUCUGGUUGUGUCCAGGCUUGCGGAGGGGUGUUUGUUUGAUGAUAUUGAAACAGUGAUGCUGAGAAUAAAAUCCGAAAGGAAUUUUCGGUUGUCCGAUGAAUUUUUCUACCACGUUAUCAAGAUUUAUGGCAAUGUUGCUGGGCGUAUAGGUAAAGCGAUUGAAACCCUUUUCGAUAUGCCUAAUUAUAACUGCUGGCCGAGUGUUAAAACCUUUAAUUUUGUGCUUAAUUUGCUUGUUUCGGCGAAGAUGUUUGACGUUGUUCAUGAGGUGUAUAUGGGUGCUCCUAAGUUGGGGAUUGAGAUUGAUGCUUGUUGUCUUAAUAUACUCAUCAAAGGGUUGUGCGAGAGUGGGAAUUUGAAUGCUGCACUCAAGGUGUUCGAUGAAUUUCCUCAACAAAAGUGUAGGCCAAAUGUGAGAACAUUCUCAACGCUUAUGCAUGCAUUGUGCGACAAUGGUGAACUAGAGAGAGCAUCUGAGCUUUUCUCUAGAAUGGAAAACGAAGGUGUUUGUCCAGAUACUAUAACGUUUAACAUAUUGAUUUCGGGUCUUAGAAAGCAGAAGAGGAUUGAAGAGGCCAUAGAACUUUUGGAUAGAAUGAAGCUCAAAGGCUGCUACCCCAAUGCAGGGACUUAUCAAGAGGUUUUGUAUGGCCUGCUCGACUCGGGUAGGUUGAUCGAGGCGAGGGAUUGUAUGCGUCGAAUGAUUUUGGAUCGUAUGGACCCAAGCUUUGUUUCUUACAAGAAAUUGUUGUCUGGGUUAUGCAAGAAGAAUUUGACUGAGGAUGUGGAUUGGGUUCUAAAGCAGAUGGUUAUGCAAGGUUUCGUCCCGAAAAUGGAGAUGUGGAAAGCGAUUUUACGCUGUAUGUUAGCAGGAAAUGAAGAUUACAGUGAAGCCACUGGUAAAGUAAUCGAAAAACUUAUAUGAUGCAAUGAUGUUCAUCUCGGUAUAACUGAAAAUCAAGCCGUUUGACGACUGAUAAACUGAAACGAACACGAAAUACAAGAUCGAAGAAUCGGGUAAUGUUAUGGACACAAGCUCAACACUUCCCUAACUUAGCUGCUGCUAAUACUGAAGAGCAAAUGAGUUGAAAGUUUCUUACCUAAAGAGGAUGAAGGGCGCAGCGCAUCAGGCAGAAAAUUCUCACUUGUUGCAGCUGAGGAGGCGCCACAGAUGAUGACAAUAAUGGAACCCGUGGAAUCAAAUACAAGAGACCACUGCACAAAUAGCUUCUUAAUUUCUAUAAACAUUGCAUGUUUACGGGUGUAAUAACAUCUCUUUACAGGAAUUCUGUUCACAAAUUCUCAAACUUCUACACGUUUUUGACAUCCUUUUACCUACACACUACCAUUUUUC